This is a messenger RNA of Musa acuminata AAA Group (dessert banana), 2108 nucleotides long. Its product is annotated as probable glucan endo-1,3-beta-glucosidase A6. The transcript has 3 exons. Gene Ontology annotation, biological process: carbohydrate metabolic process. NCBI's taxonomy places the organism in Eukaryota, Viridiplantae, Streptophyta, Magnoliopsida, Zingiberales, Musaceae. Gene Ontology annotation, molecular function: hydrolase activity, hydrolyzing O-glycosyl compounds. The record is from RefSeq and is a predicted model, not a curated record. Gene Ontology annotation, cellular component: plasma membrane. Bases 496 to 1920 code for a protein of 474 amino acids.
GCCGCGCCGGAUGGCUCCCGUGCUGCAGUCAAGCAGCGGAGUGGUGGAGAAGCCUCGCCCCUGUCGCGAGGCACAGGUCCCAAGUGCACGGCCACUGCCUGCGACAGCCGUGAGCACGACGGAGUCCAUGGAGGGGAUCUCGCUCCCCCUUCCCACUGAGGAGACCAACAACAGGGCCCGACAGUUCUCUUCCUUUUCUUUAUUCCCCGCGCUUUGUGAUGCACGAACAAAAGCGGCGAAGCGCACGCAUUCAAAGGGAGCGGAGAGAUAAAGAGCAGUUCUUUUGCUCUGCUACCAAGCGUAUCUCUUUUCUCUGGUAGCUGAAGUAGUUCGACUUGCCUUGAAUGCUUUUCGCUUUUCUUCCGUGUAAUUUCCUGCGAAGGUCGCCGCCUCCCUCCCUCCCAGCGUUUCUUGCAAGCUGCUGAGCUAUUAACUCUGCAGGCUGUGAGCUCUGGAAACUGAAGAGAAGCGCAGCAGCCAUCUCUGCAACUGACCAUGCCGCCGCACACACAGGCGACCUUCCUUUUUCUUCUUCUACUCUUCUUCUUCUCUGCCACAGCUAAAGGUGGGCACUUUGCGAGGUUGGGCAUCAACUAUGGCACCCUCGGCGACGAUCUCCCCUCCGCCGCUCGCUCUGUGCACCUCCUCCACUCUAUUGGCGCCGGCGCAGUCAAGAUCUAUGACGCCAACCCGGCCAUCCUCCGCGCACUCGCUGGCACCCGCUUCCGCGUCUCCAUCAUGGUGCCCAACGAAAUCAUCCCCUCCCUGGGCGUCAACGCCUCCGCCGCCGACGCCUGGGUCGGCACCAACCUCGGCCCCUUCUACCCCGCCGUCCGCGUCCGCUACCUCCUCGUCGGCAACGAGAUUCUCUCCUACACCUCCCUCGCCAACUCCACCUGGCCCUUCCUCGUCCCCGCCAUGGUCAACAUCCACCGCGCCCUCAGCGCCCGCUCCAUCCGCGACGUCAAGGUCGGCACGACCCUUGCCAUGGACGCCCUCGUGACCUCCUUCCCGCCCUCCGCAGGCGCCUUCCGCUCUGACAUCGCUGAGCCGGUGAUGCGCCCUCUACUCCGUUUCCUCCACAAGACCCGCUCCUACUACUUCGUGGACGCCUACCCUUACUUCGCCUGGGCCUCGAAUCCCUCCUCCAUCCGCCUCGACUACGCCCUCUUUACCUCCAAUGCGAGCUUCAACUACUUCGACCCAGGGAGCAAGUUGACCUACACCAAUCUGUUCGACCAGAUGCUCGACGCGGUGGCGGCGGCGAUGGGCCGGCUAGGGUCCGGCGACGUCCGGAUCGCGGUGGCGGAGACGGGUUGGCCGAACGCCGGCGACCUGGACCAGAUCGGGGCCAACGUACACAACGCGGCCAUCUACAACCGGAACCUCGCGCGGCGGCUGGCGGCGCGUCCGGCCGUAGGAACGCCAGCGCGGCCAGGGGCGGUGAUGCCGGUGUUCGUUUUCUCUCUCUACAACGAGAAUCAGAAGCCUGGGCCGGGGACGGAGCGCCACUGGGGGCUGCUGUACCCCAACGGGAGCAAGGUGUACGAGGUGGACCUCAGCGGGCGGCGGCCGCUGGACUCGUACCCGCCGCUGCCGCCCCCGGAUAACAACGAGCCGUACAAGGGGAAGAUCUGGUGCGUGUUCGGCGGCGACCGGAAGCCGGCGGCGAACGCGACGACGGUAGGGGCGGCGCUGGCGUACGCGUGCGGGCAGGGGAACGGCACGUGCGACGCGAUCCGCCCAGGGGGGCCAUGCUACAAGCCGAACACGCUCGUGGCGCACGCGAGCUACGCGUUCAACUCCUACUGGCAGCAGUUUCGGCAGGCGGGCGGGACGUGCUUCUUCGACGGGCUCGCCGUGCAGACCAAAACCGACCCAAGUUACGGAACUUGCAAAUACGCGAGUUUGACAAACUGAGGAGUAUUAACACUAUCAGCAGCAUGUCAAAAUCAAUAUGUGAUUUGCGGAAUCCAUUUGUUGAAACUCUUAUUUAUUUCCAGCAUUAUGAGUUAUUUUGAGAUUAAUUUGCAGUGGUAUCUGAAUUUCGAGGGUUACCUCUCUGUAUCGUUCCAACUUACAUAAAUUUUACUGUGUUUUUCUGUUCA